Amphiprion ocellaris (clown anemonefish) is the source of this 3346-nucleotide messenger RNA. RefSeq names its product spleen tyrosine kinase (gene syk). Gene Ontology annotation, biological process: protein phosphorylation; positive regulation of alpha-beta T cell proliferation; B cell receptor signaling pathway. NCBI's taxonomy places the organism in Eukaryota, Metazoa, Chordata, Actinopteri, Pomacentridae. The transcript has 15 exons. Gene Ontology annotation, molecular function: non-membrane spanning protein tyrosine kinase activity; signaling receptor binding; ATP binding. Bases 476 to 2353 code for a protein of 625 amino acids. The record is from RefSeq and is a predicted model, not a curated record. Gene Ontology annotation, cellular component: cytoplasm; extrinsic component of cytoplasmic side of plasma membrane.
CCAGAUGAUGAUUUGUUUCAGCUGGCUGAGUGAGUGUGUGUUUGUGAUAUGACCAAUAGGAAGUAAUCCAGGAAUGUAGCAGCUCCGAAACGGAAGAACAUUUUCCGCAACUAUAAACAUGUUGCAGCGUUUAGGAUGCCGCUGAUGCUGAACCGGCACAAUGACGAGUCCGACUGUGUUCACAGCACAGAAAGUGCUGUUAAAAGUAGGUGACCGUACAGGAUAGUAACAAUGGAACGACAGACUGUCUGGAGCAAAUGGACUGCAUUCCAAAGGGAGAUGGCUCAAUUUAAGAUGACCUGUUCGUAUGUUCCUCAGACUGCUGGCAGCUAGUAUGCUGAAGCACUGAAAGAACCAAACUGGAGGAGGAUCAAACUUUGGAACUACUUCACCACAUUAUAUAUGGUUGAUUGCAUCCUGGUCGCCUUAACUUGUGGACAGACUUCCUUAAGAGAACCACCAUCCAGAAGCCAGCAUGGCUGACAAUGUGAAUGCAUUGCCAUUCUUUUAUGGCAAUAUCACCAGAGAGGAGGCAGAAGGCUACCUGCGGCAGGCAGGCAUGGGAAAUGGUUUGUACCUGCUACGGCAAAGCCGAAACAAUCUCGGGGGUUUUGCACUGUCUGUGUCAAAUUCAGGCCGCUGCUACCACUACACUAUUGAAAGACAACAGGAUGAAACAUACGCUAUUGCUGGUGGUAAGAGUCACAGGAGCCCUGUGGAUGUGAUUGACUACCACUCCCAAGAGAUGGAUGGUCUUGUGUGCCUCCUGAAGAAACCAUGCAACAGGCCUAAGAACAUGCAGCCAAAGGUGGGGCCGUUUGAGGACCUGAAAGAAAACCUGAUCCGGGAGUAUGUAAAGCAGACCUGGAACCUGCAGGGGGCAGCUCUGGAGCAGGCCAUCAUCAGCCAGAGGCCUCAACUCGAAAAACUCAUUGCCACCACUGCGCAUGAAAGAAUGCCCUGGUUCCAUGGAACAAUAACACGAGAAGACUCCGAGCCCAGGCUUCAAAAUGGCUCCCGUACAAAUGGAAAAUUCCUGAUUCGACAGAGAGAUUCGAAUGGAUCCUAUGCUCUGUGUUUACUACAUGAGGGACAAGUCAUGCAUUAUCGCAUUGACAAGGACAGGAAUGAAAAGCUCUCCAUUCCAGAUGGGAAGAAGUUUGACACUCUGUGGCAGCUGGUGGAGCACUACUCAUACAAACCAGACGGCCUGCUGCGAGUGCUAACAGAACCCUGUUCACGACCUGAUGGAGAAACCGGGCUGAUGGUACGGCCGCUACUUCCACAGGACCAUCCAAGAUUUGGUUCUGCCAUUCAAAAUGCAGCAGAUGGAAUUCUCUCCAUGUUCAGAGGUGCUUCCAAACUUGGCCGAAACAAGAGCCGAGGAUCUCAACACAAGAACCAAGAUGGUGUCAAUCCAUAUGAAAUUGGUCGUUACCCGCCCAGUAAUCAAGCAGCCAGCAAGGAGGCCAUGCCAAUGGACACAGAGGUAUAUGAAAGUCCUUAUGCAGAUCCAGAUGAACUGAGGAGCUCAACAGUUAAUCGCGACCAGCUGUUUUUGGAGGAUGGAGAACUGGGCUCAGGGAACUUUGGCACCGUCAUGAAGGGCAUUUACAAGAUGAAAAAGACAGAGAAGCCUGUGGCUGUCAAAAUCCUGAAGAAUGACGAUAACAACCCCUCAGUACGUGAGGAAAUGCUGCGGGAAGCCAAUGUCAUGCAACAACUGGACAAUCCUUAUAUCGUCCGGAUGAUUGGUAUCUGUGAGGCAGAGAACCUCAUGCUGGUCAUGGAGCUGGCCGAGCUGGGACCCCUCAAUAAGUUCCUACAGAAACACAAACAAACAUCGAUCAAAAACAUCACAGAGCUGGCCCACCAGGUGUCCAUGGGGAUGAAGUAUCUGGAGGAGCACAACUUUGUCCACAGGGAUCUUGCUGCUCGCAAUGUGCUUCUGGUGACACAGCACUAUGCCAAAAUCAGUGACUUUGGCCUCUCCAAAGCUGUCGCUGAGGAGCAAAACUACUACAAGGCCAAGGGUCAUGGAAAGUGGCCGGUGAAAUGGUACGCCCCUGAGUGUAUAAACUAUUUCAAAUUCUCAUCCAAAAGUGAUGUGUGGAGCUUUGGAGUGCUAUUGUGGGAGGCCUUCUCCUAUGGCCAAAAACCAUACAAGGGGAUGAAAGGAAAUGAUGUCAUGCAGAUGAUUGAAAGCGGGAAUCGUAUGGAGUCCCCAGUGAACUGUCCACCAGAGAUGUAUGAUCUGAUGAGGACCUGCUGGACAUACAAGGCAGAUGAAAGACCUGGAUUCAGUGUUGUUGAGCCAAGACUACGAGAGUAUUAUUAUGACAUUGCACAGUGAUUCUUUAAAUAGAAGUCAUAAGGCUAUGCAAACUCUUGCUUGAUGAGAAAAACUGAAAUUAAUCAUAUAAGAAUGGCCAAAGAUGGUUAUGAAUUAUGAAUGCUGUAAAAUAUAGGCUUUAACUGUGGAAUUUUUUUCUACCUUUUAAAUACAGACUAUGAUUAUGCAAGUAAUAUCUAUUUUUUUUCGUUCCUGAAUGUCAGCAAUAUGAAGGUGGUUAUAAACCAAUCAGAACAAAUAUUCAUGCUACAGCUAACAAACUGUAUAACCUAAUAUUUUGGUAGUUUCAUACUGUAAGCGCAUUAUACAGUAUGUAUUAAAGCUGCGCAAUUGCAAUGUCAUUAAAGUUGGACCUAAAAUCCAGAAUGAACAAAGGUAUGAUUGUUUCAGUUUACAUAUAAACUUCUUUUCAUGCUUUUUCCUACUGAUGUUACUGUCAUCCGGUGUACCCACUAAAUACCACAACUGAGCAGUAAAAAUAAGAGGUAUACUGGCUCCGACAUAGCCAGGAUCAACAAGGUCCGCAUCAGACAGCCUUAUGACAAGUGGACUACCGGAACAAGACAUUCAUGGACUAGGGCAGAGAUAUGGAACUGUUUAUAUGCUACUUUCCAAGCACUUCUAGUGAUAGGGGGAUAUAUGUAGAGAAUGUGGGACCUUCGAAGCCUACUUUGAAACCCAACAUCUAUCAUUAAGGACUAAUGUCAGUAUAAUAUUCAAUACAUAUGCAGUAUUCAACCUCAUGUGCAAUACCCUUAUGUGCAAUAUUGUAAUUUUAAAAAAAUAUUCAAAUUUACUACCCUGGUUUUACACUUACUUUUACACAGUACUUCUUAUACUAUAGCAUUUCUCAUUUAGAAUUCUCAGAUUUAGAUUUGUUUAAUUAUUCUUUUACUGUCUGUUUUUGUUGCUAGGCACUGCUCUCUGUACACCAAGUCAAAUUCCUUGUGUGGACUCUCUUGGCAAUAAAGGCUUUUCUGAUUCUGAUUCUAA